AUGGCUCCCAGUGAUGGCAGACUUCAAUAUCGCGCCUGGUGUCCGGACAACGUCCAGCCUCAUGAGGAGAAGGAGUUCCUUGAGGUAGACUUAGGGCAGCAGUCCUUUGUGAAGUUGAUAAUCACCAAGGGUCUCUCUACAGCAGACAAGCGAAUUAAAGGGAAUUUGGACGCUCAAACGGAACGCUACGUUUCUAUGAAUCCGCCAUUUGUUGCACGGUGGGUCCGGAUUUAUCCUUUCACUCAAGAACGGCAACCGGUCUGUUUGAAACUGGAAAUUGUCGGCUGCAGUGCCAACGGGGUUGUUGAAUAUCAGGCUCCACGAGGAAAUUUUGUAACCAAAGCGCCGAAGGAUCGCUUGGUGGAUUUCACUUAUGAUAACCCAGAAAAUCGGCAUUCUCAAAUCAGGGACUCCCAUCAUGAGGUUUUCAAUGCUGGAGGAUUGGGUAAACUUGCAGAUGGAAAACCGGACCAUGAAACAGACACCGAACCCCUAGAAUCAAACGAUUUUGUGGGAUGGAAGCGCUCUGACGAUGCCUUAGACGCCAGCAGCUACGAACGAAUUGUCUUUCGCUUUGAUGGUAUUUACAAUUUCACCAGCGUCAGCAUGCUAUUCGCCAACCAAGUUGGCAAUGAAGUUUCCCGACCUCGACUAGUUGAGGUGCGUCUGAGUCGAAAGUUUCCACGCGCCAGUCCCACUGAUCCAGCCACCACUUUUACAGCUAGCCACCUGUUUCCUGUACUUAAAAAUACCCUACCAAAAACGGAAUGGGUUCAUGUGGGUCUCUUGGACACUCUCACAGAAUCUCCAAAUACCAACAUAUCAAGUAAAUACUACAAUGUGGCAAAUUUUGUGGAACUACGUGUCUACUAUGCUGGGCGUUGGAUUGCCCUAGGCGAAGUUACUUUUCAUAACGAACCCAACGAGGCAUCGACGACACCAGUCCCUUCUCAAAGUCUGAAUUCCAGUCUUGGAAUAACUGGUUCUCAAUACAGCUUAGCGACACUGCAACCACACACCUAUGCGCUAGUUGUUGGACUGGGUUGUCUGGCGACUGUUUUGAUAAUUCUCGUGCUCGCACUCUUUGUGCAUUGGCGCCGACGAGCUUUCUUGUCGAAGCACAAGAUAGACGAACUCAAUCACUCCUUCCAGCAUCCUUUCACAAUGCCUCUGAUUAAGACAGCGGCUCAACCAACGAACUCUGUGAACACAGAAGCAGAUCAGAAAUGGGAAUUCUACAACAACUCAAAUGCUGUUCAAGUUCCAAUGUACCUGAAUGGUGAAAAUGCUGCCUACGCUCCUUCCAGUACCACAGUCAUACCCCAGUUCCUGCUCCAACAACCUCAUAUUGGUGUACCCGGCUCUCUUAUGCUUCCCAACUAUAUGAGAGCACAAAUCCAGUCAAAUCCGGCUAACGAACUAGCACCACAGGAGCAGCCAGCAAAUAGCGGAGGUGAUAACGAGACUCGAGCACCUCUAUUCCCUUUUUUCCAGUCUGCCAGUAGUGGUUUGACACCAGAAUCUAGCGCCGUGUACACCACCGUGUCUGAAAACGACCCCUAUGUAAAUGGAACGCCUCGUCCAAACCAGAUGUUACGCAUUCCACCUCCGCCAUCACUUCCGCUUCCACCAACCCCUACGCAACCACAUUCAGUGGCAGAACGGACACCCCCGUGGACGGGUGCAGGAUUCAGUAGGGAAAAGGACUACAUACAGCGUCGAGAGCUAAAUAGCAACGGUAGUAGUGAUUUGAACACCUUCUAUCGGUACUCCAUUCCAUUAAAUGCAGCCUUUCCUGCAACACCAGUGUACUCGGCUCCUGUAUGGGUUGCUGGAACCAUGGAUUCGGUUACAAUUGGUCAUUUCUAUGGUCAGCAUCAGACAACUUCGCAGGAUCAUCCACCAUUGCCACAAGAAACACCUGAACUAAAUGGCAAGUUGUAUUUGAUCCAAAUUUGA
Molecule: messenger RNA, 1959 nt
Organism: Echinococcus granulosus
Lineage: Eukaryota; Metazoa; Platyhelminthes; Cestoda; Cyclophyllidea; Taeniidae
Product: Discoidin domain-containing receptor
Exons: 6
Coding region: 1-1959 (652 amino acids)
Source: RefSeq, a predicted model, not a curated record